GCUGUUUUUUGACGUAUAGUUGUCCUCUGUCGUGAGUUAUCCAUCAGUUUGCCCUCCGCCGCCGCCGCCUCCGCCGCCGCCGAUCCCCAUCCAUCCCGCGAGGCGCCGGCGAGCAGGGCGCCAUCGUUCGUCAUGCUGCUUCCGCCGCAUCCUGUUUUCACCGAUAGCAUCAUAUGUGACGCGUAACUGAAACAAGCAUCGAAAUACUAUUUUCGUUCAUUGGUAUGUUCUCAUUGUUAGGGUGAUUUUCAACUCUGAGAAAGAAAGCACAUCGGUGAGCCAGAACCUUCUUGACAAACCUGAAUCAGAGACAUGCGACGCCGGAUGGAUGAUCUAGUGUCAAACGCACAAGAGAACAAUGUCACCUAUGUGGAUAGUAGUUCUGAAGAAAGUGAAGAUCAACAGGUGAAAAUAUGUGACAUAUGUGGAGAUGUUGGUGAGGAGAAGAAGCUUGCUAUUUGCAGUAGGUGCAAUGAUGGUGCUGAACAUAUUUACUGCAUGAGGGUAAUGAUGCCAGAGGUUCCAGAGGGUGAUUGGUUUUGUGAAGAGUGCCGAACUGAGAUGCAGAUUGAAAAAGAAAAGAGCAUACUUGAGAAAUCUCAAGUGAAGGUUAGUACAAUUUCUGUAGGGAGUAAGGUGAAGGCUGCAAAUGUGAGUAGUAAAGACCUAAAUGUGAGUAAUAUAUCCAGUAAGAGUACAAAAGAAGAUGCAGAGGAAGGGAUUGUCCCUAGUGGCUGUACUUCUACAGGAAAGGAGGAAGACGGUAGAUCAUGCAUUGGUGGCAGUGAGGCUGCUAAUAAAAACGAAGAGCAGACAUCCAGUGGGAGAAAUGAUGAUUUUAAUUUGAAGAUACUAGAUGGAGAGAGGCAUAUGCAAAGCCACAAUAAUGAUGUUCCAUUUACAUCCGUGGCUCAUGACAUAUCUAAUAUGGCUGUAAAGAAUAAAAGUUCUAUAAAGAGUGAGGUUAAAAGUUCUGAAGAGGUUGAAGAUGUGAAAGUCUGCGACAUAUGUGGAGAUAUUGGUGCUGAGGAGAAGCUUGCUGUGUGCAGUAGAUGCAAUGACGGUGCUGAGCAUAUUUACUGCAUGCGAGUGAUGAUGCAAGAGGUUCCAAAGGCUAAGUGGCUAUGUGAAACAUGCCAUAGUGAAGUAGAGAGUGAAAAGAGAAAGAACAAAAUAGAAACAUCCGAAUUAAAGGUUGGUGGUUCCAAAGGACCAAUGAACAAACCAAGUUCUUCUGAGAAUGGUGUGGAUGCUGAAAAUGUGGGAAGUAAUAUGUCAAACAGAGGAAAUGAAAUGAACAGUGUCAACAAGAGGAAGGAUGGGGAUGCAGGGAUUACUUCACUGGUGAGACAAAAUCCAGUGUCACGUGAAAGCUCAUUCAAGCUGGAUGGAAAGAAAGGAAAGGACCCUGCUGGACAUGUUUCAACCUUGUUGACAUCUAAUUAUCCUAAGAAUCAAAUGGCACCUCUUCGCGGUCAACUCUCCAAAUCCACUUCUUUCAACAAUUCAAAGGUCCCUAAGGUGAAACAGCUACUGAAUGAAGUUCCUCAGAAGCCCAAAACUUUCAAGGACUCUUUGUCCACUCCUAUGAGAAAAGAGGGGCCAAUGGGAAUACUUGCUAAGUCAGCAUCAUUUAAAAAACCUAAAUGUUUUGAGCCAGUAAAUAAGGCAAAGCCUUCCACGGUGAUGAAUCCACUUGUGAGCGAAAAUGCAAGAAACGAUAUAUUGACUUCAAUAUUAGGGUCCCGCUCCCUUACUGGAUCAGUGACUGUCCCAGUUCAUUCGAAAGCACAGUCUUCAGCACAACAUCUCAAUAAAGGAAAUAGAAUGGCUGAUUCAAAUAUUUUAGGCACUUCUGGCGGUGAAGGUGCUAGAAGUUUUCUUGGACAUUGUGGUAUAAAGAAACCUCCUCACACAAAAGGACAUGCCAACAUAGGUAUGCUUGGUUCAGGUGCACAGAAAAAGACAAUUCAGGUUCCAGAUUCAUCACAUCUGGAUGAUCAAAUAAAGAGCCCAUCUAGCUUGGUACCUAGUAAUUCUAGCAGUGUGUCCAUUCCUGGCAGCGCAUCAUUGAGAGAUCACCAGACUGUACCUUCCAUGCGAGGAAGAUCUGUGGACAGCAUCUCUGCCAUGUCAAAGGAUAUGAAGGAAAAAAAAAUAACGUUUUCCAGUCAAAGCUUUUCACCUAGCUGUAAACAUAUAGCUUCAACUAUUCCAGAGUUGGAUUAUAUUUGGCGAGGUGGUUUUGAGCUGUCAAGGACUGUAAGAUCACCUGUGCUUUGUGAGGGUUUGCAAGCCCACUUAUCAUGCUUUGCAUCACCUAAAGUGCUGGAAGUAGCAAAGAAAUUCCCUUCUAACGUCCAGCUUGAGGAACUUCCUCGUCAGAAUUUAUGGCCUCCACAAUUUCAUGAUAAUGGCCCUACGAUUGACAGCAUUGCUCUUUUCUUCUUUGCGAGAGAUACUGAAAGCUAUGAGAUUCACUACAGGAAGUUGGUAGAAAAUAUGCUAAAGGAUGAUUUAGCACUCAGAGGAAAUAUUGAAACAGCUGAAUUGCUCAUAUUUGCUUCAAACACCCUACCAAAUAACUUCCAACGAUGGAACAUGUUCCAUUUUCUGUGGGGUGUAUUUAGAGUUAGAAGAAAAGAUGCCAACCUUCCACCUGAUCUACCCAUAUAUGAUAAUAAUCAGGGGUGCUCGAAUGGUGUAAAAUCUCUAUUUCAUCCUUUGGUUGGAAAUCCUUUAGACGGGCAGUCUCAUGAUUCAAUCACAGCAAUGUUUCCAACAAAUAACAGUAGUGCUAUUGAUGAUUUUCUCCCUGUCCCGACAAGAAAAGACCUUAAACUUGCUUAUUCAGAGCAGAAAGAGAAAAUGGGAUAUCCUUCUGUGGGUAAUGGUUGUGAUGUAAAUUUUGAUGUGAAUAUGAAGCUAAAUACUUGUUCUUUCUCCGUAAUCCAUGGAAAAGGUAAUGAGAGCACAAAUAACAAAAUGGACAAUGCUGAGCACCUGAUGGAUGGUGACAGUGUGAAUGCUACUGGAGUAAGCUCUAGCAAUGUGCAUACUAUUUCACAUGUUUCUGGUGGUGUACGUAAAAGAAGUGUUGACGUGGCAAAUUGGGAUGAUAAAGUAAAUGGAAGACCUCAGCAUAAGAAAAUUAAACUUGAUGAUGGAGGUUCUGUGUGUCCAAGUUAAGCUAGGACCAUAAAAAUGGAAUCUUAAGGUGCAUGGCCCUGACCUUUCCCCAGAUGGUGGCAGUGAAAGUAGCGCAAUGGCAGAGAUCUCAGUUUAUGCAAGAUGCUCAUUUGCACCAACAAUGAAGAGUAAAUGGUGCAGUGUCUGGAAACCAUGUAAUUAUGCUCCAGAUAUAGUUUCCUUAAGCUGUGCAUGGGCAAGAAGAAAAAUCUUGAGGGAUAUCUUGUCGUUUCACCAAAAUGUUUGGAACUGGUAGGAGGAUAAAUGGAUAAUGUAUACUAGCUGCCUUCUGAUACAACAGGUUUCCUCUGCUCAUGCUUUCAUGGCACAAAAGGAACUGAGUAAAAUGCAGCAAUGUUUGAGGAGUGUUGGAAAGAUGUCUAGGACUAAGCCAUCUUAGAUAACAGAAUUGAUGUGUUGUCCGAUAUAUCUUCACUCUUGUCCGGUUAAGGAAUCACCGAAGACAGCAUUCCUGGAAAGCACUGCCAAUGAUGUCAUGUUGAUGUACUAACAGUAGCUGAUAGCUGCUUGGAGAGCACAAUGUUUACUGGCAGCUGAAUAUGCUCGACGCAUCCCACCCCAUAUCUGGAUUGCAAAGUGCCUCUGAGUUCAGAUUUAAUUUGGUCUGGAGACGUUUAACUCCUUUAGAACUUUUAGAAUGAUAAGAAUUUUUUAGAACAUUAGUGUUCAUAGAUUUGAUGUAUUUUUAACAGUGCAUGGUUUUGAUGUCUCUGCUGCUGUUGUGCGCCAUACCCAGAUAUUCAUACCUGAGGGAUGCUAGUCGCAUCUUGUGUUGUCCUUCUGGAAUCUGACAUCACCUAGCGCGCUUCCAAGAUCUUUAGUGAAUGCCAUUUUGAGUGUCUUUUGGCUGUGCAUCUGUGAAAUUAUUGCCAGUUCAUGACAACUAAUAGCUUUGUAAAUUACCUUCUAUUUCAUGGUUAUUCAGUAAAAGUUAUUGAUGGGUUCUUUUAGUUA
This is a messenger RNA of Oryza sativa Japonica Group (Japanese rice), 4164 nucleotides long. RefSeq names its product ASI1-immunoprecipitated protein 2. NCBI's taxonomy places the organism in Eukaryota, Viridiplantae, Streptophyta, Magnoliopsida, Poales, Poaceae. The record is from RefSeq and is a predicted model, not a curated record.